This is a messenger RNA of Gasterosteus aculeatus aculeatus (three-spined stickleback), 1530 nucleotides long. RefSeq names its product hairy-related 13 (gene her13). NCBI's taxonomy places the organism in Eukaryota, Metazoa, Chordata, Actinopteri, Perciformes, Gasterosteidae. Gene Ontology annotation, biological process: regulation of DNA-templated transcription. The record is from RefSeq and is a predicted model, not a curated record. Gene Ontology annotation, molecular function: protein dimerization activity; DNA binding.
CUCCAUUCACAUGUUAAUUAGCCCCUAUAAAUACUAACAACAGCCCCUCAGCGGCGGCAGCGCGUCUCCCCAGGACUGCAGGACAAACACCGGGCGCGGCGCCUGUGAGUUUUUGUGGAAAUCCUCCUGUUUUUUUUCUUCCUUUCUUUGGUUCUGUAACCGGUGCCGUUUGCCAGCAGCCGCGUUCACUGACGGAAUAAAGCGAGACAGCAGCGGGAGAAGCCACUGAAGCGGCGAUCCGACCAACAUGGCCCCCUCGGCUCGGCCCGGCGGCACCGGACUGGAGAUGGAGGAAGAAGACUCGUACUACGGGAUCCAGCGAGGGGACAGAAAGACCCGCAAACCGCUGGUGGAGAAGAAGAGGCGAGCUCGCAUCAACGAGAGUCUGCAGGAGCUGCGGACCCUGCUGGUGGACACGGACUUUCAUUCCAAGAUGGAAAACGCGGAGGUGCUGGAGAUGACGGUGAAGAAGGUGGAGGAUGUACUGAAGAGCCGAACCCAAGAAACGGACGCACUGGGCCGAGAAGCCAGCGAGAGGUUCGCGGCGGGCUACAUCCAGUGCAUGCACGAGGUCCACACGUUCGUGUCCGGCUGUCCCGGCAUCGACCCCACGGUGGCGGCGGAGCUCCUCAACCACCUCCUGGAGUGCAUGCCCCUGAACGAGGACCACCUCCAGGACGUGCUGAUGGACCUGAUCACUGACACUUCCGGGAGCCCCGGCGGCGCCUGGCACGGGGGCGACGAGUCGAUGUGCUCGAGCCCGGCCUCGCCCGGAGGAAGGAGCCUGUGCGGCGGCUCGUCCCCGUCCUCCAGCGCGUCCAGCGAGGACCUCUGCUCCGACCUGGACGAGACCGACAGCGAGCACAACCAGAGCUCCACCGAGGCCUCGGAGAACAGAGAGGCCCUGUGCAUGCCCACCGGGACCUACCCCAGGUCCAUGUGGAGACCCUGGGUAUCCUGGGGCCCGGGGACGUUCCGUGGAGGGGCCCAGGCUUUUCUCUUCUCCCACAACUGAAUGAGGAAAGUUUAAAUCCUGUCUUUGGCCUUCUAGGAAGACGUCCCCUCAGUAGAAAUUCACUUCUCAAGUGGUAAAGGUCGGAGUUUUCCUUUAUCCCCUAAAAGGGGCCCUUCCUCUGAAGCCCCCCCCCCUCCCUCCGAGCUGUGGGUCCUGCUGAAAGUACAGGGUCAUCUGUUGUGACUCUUCUUUCCACCUGAAGAGAGACGAAAACCUUCUCUCAACAUUCACUUAUAACCCAACAAAGGACAAACGAGGAGCGGCUCAAGUUCACACUCUGAUUUUGUGCCAGUAACUCCGUGUAAAUAGGAUUUGUAUGUGGAGAAAAGCUCUUUUAGAAACCCGAGAAGUUUGGCUAAGCCUCUGAUUAAUAUAAAUAUUUCUAUUAUAUUUCAUGAAGGCCUGUAGUUUAUCGGACCAGUAGUCUCGUUCAAAAUGACCACUUUACGUUUGUGAUGUUUAGGAAUUAAAGUAAAAUGUCUGAAUUUUGCUUAAUAAAAUUAUGUAUUUGAAAA